AUGUCAGAUACGGAAUGCCCAUUCUGUAAACGGAGUUUUGGGUUACUUCUCUGGAAACAUCAAUGUGAUAUGUGUAAUAUUGUGGUCUGUGAUGAUUGUGCCCCUAAGAAACACUGCGUUCGUCACUGCAAGAAAUGUGUGGAAAAGACUGCAAAUAAAGAAGAACAAAAAGACAAAGAAAAACAGAAAGAAAAAGAAAAACAAAAGGAAAAAGGAAAACAACAACCGUCAAACUCUGUGCAACCCCCCAUUCUCAAUGAAGAAGAGGAAAGACAGAAACGUUUACGGGCGGUGGAGAAUCGUAUGAAGGCCUCUCAGCAGCGGGGUAUUCCACAAGAUCGUCAAACCAAAUCCACAGGAAUCCCAACAACAACAACAACAACAACAGCGGCGGAGAUGCCGGUGGAAAGUGAAAAUAUUACGGAGAAGCCGUCGGGCGGUAAUCCCCUGCAGACACCAGCGGGGGAAAAUCCCGUGCUGGAGGCUGCCCUGCGGCGUAGAGAACAGGAACAGUCAAAAAUGACGACAAAUCGAAAUAAUUCGGCGGAAAAGACACAACUGUUGGCGGAAAUUACGGCGAUUCUCAAUCGGCGGGGAGAAGAUGAACCGUUUGGGCUGCGGGCCAUGGAUGAGGUGAAGCUGCGAUCGUAUCUUCGGUAUGUGAAGAGCAAGGAAAAGGGCACUGGUGAAGAUUGA
Molecule: messenger RNA, 696 nt
Organism: Trypanosoma theileri
Lineage: Eukaryota; Euglenozoa; Kinetoplastea; Trypanosomatida; Trypanosomatidae
Exons: 1
Coding region: 1-696 (231 amino acids)
Source: RefSeq, a predicted model, not a curated record